AUGGUAGUAAUAAAUGCAAGACAGAAGAUGAUGGCAUUUUAUAUAACGAUGUUUUUAGAAAAUUCUUUAUUGAUGGCCAUAUGGGUUGGAUUAAGAGGUGAUGUUAAAUGGUUUCAUUAUCCUGUUAUUGGAAUAGUAUGGGGUGGAUUUGUUUUGGGAAUUAUAUUUAUGAUAUUAUAUUAUUACUUCUUUCAUAUCAGACGAUUAAAACAUAAUGUAGCUGUUGCAUCUAAUCCAGGUUCUGACUGUUCAGUUUGUCCGACAGGUUCUUGUGCCAAUCAUUCAGGUAGGACUAGUUCAUAUUAUAUCAGUGAACCUUCAGCUAGUGAUACAGCUGGCGGAAAUCACAAAACUGUGUACAAAACUCGUAACAGUGCCAUUUUUCACACUGCCAAUGCUCUUCAGAAUGGUGUGACUAAUAUUCCAGGUGUUUUCAACUGUCGUUUAAAUCCCGCUCUUAAGAGAAAGAAGAAGAAACCAUCUACAUUUGUGCCCCCACCACCUCCAGUAACAUCUUUAGCAAGUAAUGGUAAAACAUCCAAUGCUUUUUGGAAGAAAACAUCACCAAAAUCUGGUGGAAGUGAUCACGAAAGUAGUGUGGGAUCUCGAGUGAACAUUCAACAGAAAUUACAAGAGAAAAAACAACAGCAGCUUCAAGAAUUAAAAGAAAUUGAAGAGGAAAUCAAACAAGGAAAAUUAAAGAGGCCUCGCCCAUUAGAAAUUAGCGAACAAGGAACACUCAGGCAACCUGUUCCACAGUCAAAGAAGCAACCUUGGUUACGUCCAGAAUCUCCAUCUAGUGGAAUUCAAUCCCAUCUUCCAUAUCAGUCCAUAAUUAGUCCAUUAGCUACAACUGGUAUUCGAUUAAAAGCAAAACAGAGAUCACAAACACCAGAAAUAUUACUUCUGCCUAAUUUAAUCGAUAACAGUCGAAUUUACUACGAAUAUCAAGAACCUCGUGCUUUAUAUUCAGUCGUACCUCGAAUAAGUUUCCACCAAGCCUCCGACUUAUCUAGUAACAGUAACAUGUCAGGCGUAUCUAGAAGUAAAGGUUGUGCUCGUAAUAGAAACAAAAAAGAAGGAUCUCAAGAUCAACACGGUGCUAUGUACAAAUCAUAUCGUAUUCCUUCAGAUUUGGACAGCCAAAUAUCUCUUCCGAGAUCAUACACUCUUCCCAGGGAAUUCCGUUACUAUCGCCGUCCCAAGACAAGAAAGGCAAUAAGGACCGAGCAUUUCAUAACAUCGAACAAUUCGAGCGACGGCGACGUCGAUUCUGCAGACGAAAACGACGAAGACAUCGUUUUCUCGAGCAGCAGAGUCACGGCACACAUUCGCUUUCAUCCUUACCCACAAACGUUCAGAAAUUCAGCCCUGGGACAGCUCCACGAAACAAAACUAUAA
Centruroides sculpturatus (bark scorpion) is the source of this 1401-nucleotide messenger RNA. RefSeq lists its product as uncharacterized. Gene Ontology annotation, biological process: apoptotic process involved in development; engulfment of apoptotic cell; phosphatidylserine exposure on apoptotic cell surface. The record is from RefSeq and is a predicted model, not a curated record. Gene Ontology annotation, cellular component: plasma membrane. The coding region runs from base 1 to 1401 and encodes 466 amino acids. The transcript has 2 exons. Lineage: Eukaryota; Metazoa; Arthropoda; Arachnida; Scorpiones; Buthidae.